This is a messenger RNA of Clonostachys byssicola, 1605 nucleotides long. NCBI's taxonomy places the organism in Eukaryota, Fungi, Ascomycota, Sordariomycetes, Hypocreales, Bionectriaceae. The record is from the annotation of a GenBank genome assembly.
AUGACCGGUCAUGAGCAGGCACAAGAAUUUCGCCCUCAAAUGAAGCAGUCAUUUAAUCUUUGGUCACUCGCAUUCAUGGCAUGCUUGACCAGCACCACGUGGGAAGCUGUCACGUCCACGAUGGCCCAGGCUCUGAGCUCUGGUGGAAGCUCGAGCAUGGUAUGGGGCUUUUUAACAUCAGCUUGUGGUACUUUCUCCAUUGCCAUGGCCCUCGCAGAGUUUUCAAGCAUGGUUCCUACCGCUGGUGGACAAUACCACUACGUUGCGGCACUCUCGGCCCCAAAGUAUAGGCGAAUCCUGUCUUGGUUAUCCGGCUGGGUUACUCUUUGGGGCUGGCUUUUGGCUACCUUGGCUGGAAAUUUUGCCAACGCCAUGUCCAUUCAGUCACUCAUUAUAUUGUUUCUUGAGGAUUACACUUACCAAAGGUGGCAUACCUCUCUGGUGAGUCUGAGACGGCUGGUAUAUAUGCUCCAUGAUCCUCUAAUGAUUAUCCAGAUUGUGAUUGUACUAUCAAUUUUGUACACGGUCAUGAGCCUCUCCCCAACGAAGCUGCUACACUAUGCCAACUAUGUCGGCAUGCUUCUUCAUUGCUCAGGAUACAUAAUUACUAUUACGUAUCUCCUCGUCAAGACACCAGUCAAGCAGUCCGCAGAAAAAGUUUUCACUGAUACGACUAACCUCAGUGGUUGGUCUCCCGGUGUUGCUUGGUCAAUUGGCUUAAUGAGUAGCGCGCUCAGCAUGGUAGGUUGGGACUCUGCAUGCCACAUGGCCGAGGAGAUGAAACAAGCUCCCAGAGAUAUCCCACGCACAAUGAUUGGCGCGGUCGGUAUGACUGGAGUUCUGACUUUCCCUUGGGUGAUUGCUCUCAUGUUCUGCAUAACCGACAUUGAAGAAGUCGUAACUGGCCCCGUGGGUGUGUUGAGCCCGUUGAACCAACUGAUCUACAACACAUCCGGGGGCAAUGCGGCUGCAACAGUUGGCAUAGCAAUGUCUACUUUGAUAAUGAAUAUCGUCGCAUCUGGUCCAAGUUGUAUGGCAGCAACGGCCCGCAUCGCUUGGUCAUUUUCACUUGAGGGUGGGCUUCCCGAAGCAUUUGGCAGGAUGAACUCGAAAGCUCAAGUUCCUCUCAACGCCACGAUUGGUUCUUGCAUUGUCGUCUGUCUUCUUUCACUCAUCUAUAUUGGAAACUCUACGGCAUUCUAUGGUCUGUCGUCAGGAGUCACUGUUGUCGUCUAUGUAUCUUACAUGAUGCCGAUCGCCUUGUACUGCAUAUGGGGUUUCAAGCACUGCCCCAUGCCAAGAGGACCCUUCACAUUGGGAACAUGGAGCAGACCCAUCAAUUAUUUUGCGUUGGCGUGGUGUACCUAUCUCGUCAUUUUCUUAUGCUUUCCUACAACUAUCCCCACGAGUGCUGAGACCAUGAAUUAUGCGUCUCUAAUACUUGGCACAUGUAUCGUUCUGCCCAUGGGGGCUUGGUUCGUCUAUGGGAAUAAAGUUUACGAUGGAGUGAUGGACCAAAUCGUUGAGGGUAUCGAAAAUGUUGUGGUUGCCGAGGAGGACGGGGCAAACAAAGCGGGAAAGGUAUCUUCGAUCAGCGUUUCUUAA